AUGAAGGUGACUAUACUUUCAAAAGAAGUUAUCAUACCAUCAAAUGCAACCCCUUCCAACCUCAAAACCUACAAACUCUCCUACAUAGAUCAACAAAUCCAUCAUCAUCAUAUCCCAUUCAUUCUUUACUACUCAUAUGAUGCAUCCAUCACCACCAUAUCACAGUCCAAAAUGACCACCAAACUCAAAACCUCACUCUCCAAAACCUUGACUCAUUUCUACCCUUUAGCCGGAAGGUUGACCAACAACCAAAACGCCAUUGACUGUACCGAUGAAGGUGUUCAGUUUUCAGUAGCCAGAGUCGAGUGUAAUCUCAUGACCAUCAUCACAACUCCAGUCAUCGAAGAAUUGAAACAACUUGUGUUGAUAGGAUCAUCAUCAUCAUCAUCAUGUGUUGAAGAACAACAGGUGGCUAUCCAAGUUAACUUGUUCGAUUGUGGUGGCAUAGCAGUUGGUGUAUCCAUGUCUCAUAGAGUAGCAGACGCGUGUAGCUUUUCGUCUUUCGUAAGCCACUGGUUCGCGAUAGCAAAAGGACCCGAGAGUCCGUUGACAGGUCCGGGUCUUGACUCGGCGGUUCUAUUCCCUCCAGUGGACUCGUAUGAAUACAGUGGAAGGGGUCCACCAGUUGGCAACCCAUUCAAGAAACUUGUAACCAAGAGGUUUGUGUUCAGUUCCUUAGCAAUAAAGGAACUGAAACACAAAGUUGUCAAGGCCGAUACGACCCUGGUGGGGUUGAACCCCACCAGGGUCGAGGUGGUGACGGCCUUGAUAUGGAAGUGCAUGGCCACCGUGUCUAGUUGUAAAGACUCGGUGGCUUUUCAUGUGGUAAACUUUAGGAGAAAGAUGGUGCCUUCGUUAAAAGAUCAACAAUUCGGGAAUCUUUUUCAGAUGGCUAGUGCAGUGGCUCAUGAGACAACAGACAUGGGUUAUCUUGUGGGGAAACUGAGGGGGUCUUUUAGGAAGAUUGAUGGUGAGUACUUGAAGAGUUUGAUUGGUGAAAAUGGGGUUGAGAUAGCGAGAGAUAAUUUUAGAGAAAUAAAAAAGUAUAUUAGUCAGAAAGGUUUAGGGGUGUUCAGGUUUAGUAGUUGGUGUAGGUUUAGUGUUAAUGAAAGUGAUUUUGGGUGGGGGAAGCCGGUUUGGAUUAGUGGUACUGAUUAUAAUAAUGAGAAUUCUAUAAUGCUUAUGGAUUCAAGUAGUGAUGAUGGAAUUGAAGCAUGGGUUGUGUUGAGUGAAGAUAAAAUGCACAAGUUGGAACAGGAUACUGAGCUUCAGACAUUUGUUACAUUUUAA
Lactuca virosa is the source of this 1290-nucleotide messenger RNA. The record is from the annotation of a GenBank genome assembly. NCBI's taxonomy places the organism in Eukaryota, Viridiplantae, Streptophyta, Magnoliopsida, Asterales, Asteraceae.